Molecule: messenger RNA, 4708 nt
Organism: Effrenium voratum
Lineage: Eukaryota; Dinophyceae; Suessiales; Symbiodiniaceae
Source: the annotation of a GenBank genome assembly
GUUGCAGCAGCGCAGGCCGCCCCCCAAGCACCUCUGCAAGCUGCCCAGACAGCCAGCGCAGGAGGCCCAGUUGCAGCCAAGGCAGCAGCUCCGAAAUGUUUGCCGGCCCAAGCUUUGUUCAUCAAGCCCCAGUGGUGCCAGCGCAUUUUCGAUGGCGCGAAGCGCUGGGAGCUUCGAAGCCGAAGCACAAGCAAGCGAGGCCGCGUUUGCGUUGCGGAGUCAAAGAAGAACGCCCUCGUCGGAGAAGUCACCGUUGUGGGACUGCUUCCAGGUCGGCCAGCGCGACGCGCGCGGGAAUUGGGUGCCUGCUGGCUCGAACCAAAGAGCGAAAGACGUCUUCUUGUUCCGAGCUGGCAACAUGCAGCAUCACUGUGUGGAAGACCGGCAAGUCCUUAAGGACUACGACCAAGUCUGGGCUUGGGUUUUGUCUGAUGUGGUGAAGUACACAAAGCCGGUUCCCUGGACUCCGCCGCGCGGGGCGGUGAUUUUCGCCAACAUCCCAGAGGCAGCAAGCCCUGAGUUGUUGUGGGAGCCCGAGAAGUACGAUUUUGCUCCAGGCGCCUUGCUUGGCCACAUGCGGCUCCCACCGCGGAGGCGCUCAGAACUUGACACAACCGGCCCAUCCUGCUGGGAGGAAGAAAUUCGCACGGUUCCCCCUGAUGGACUUUGCAUGGUUCACUGCUACCUUGCGGCCUUGGACGCGGGAACUUGGCAGAGAAAAGCCCGGAGCCCGCUCGGAUUUUUGCAGGACGGAGAAGAGGAGCGAGCAGCAGUAGGAGCGGCGCAAAGCUUGCUGCGCCGUAUUGCGCAGCGCGUGCGGGUGAAGGGCUUUGAGGAGCAAGCCGUUUUUCUUGAAGGCGGUGGGCAUCCUGGAGACGAAGAGUUGCAGCAUUACGCAGAAGAGUUCGGGUGCAGCAUUUUGGUCACUCCAACACACGCGGAGGCGUGCCCGGCCUUCACGGGCGCGGGCCUGUUGGACGUGGUUGCCGCAGCCAGCCCCGAGCACGCCGGCUCGACCAGAGAAAGCCUGCCCAACAAGCUCUCCCAGACAGAGGCUGACGCAGAAGCAGGCCCCCACACCGCGAAGGCAGAGGAAGGCCAUGUGGCAAAGUCGCAGCGUCUUCGCUGCAGCCGCAGCUUUGUCACGAAGGCCCAGCGCUCUGCCGAUGUUUCCAAAGCAGCAGAAAACUUGUGGCGCUCAGAGCAUCGGCGCGCAGCGCGUGUGCCACGACAGCAGCUGCCGUGGCCGUGGAGCAGCAGCCCGCAGCAGCCGCAGCAGCCCAGCCCCCCCAAGAAGCGGCCAGCAAGCAGUGUCAUUUUCCAGCACGAGCCGCCUGCCAAGCGGUGGGCGGCGUGGGGAGCUUGGUCGUUUUGCCCAGAUUGCGGGCGGCGACGCCCGGACGGGAAAUUUGUGCUAGACAAGCCCUUGCAGCCAAAGGCGGUCUGCAGAAAAUGUCCAGCAGGCUGCGACUUCGCCCCGGAGAAUUUAAGCGAGGACUUGGCAGCAAAUGAGAGAGGAGAAGGGCAAACGCAGAGGCCGCCCAAGCGACCGUAUGUCACCCCUGACACAUGCCACUGGCCAGAAGAAAUUCUGCAGCUAACUGAAGCAGAGUGCCGCAGCCUCUCCAUUGUCACUCUGAAAGUUCAGCACUCGCAACAGCGAGGAGGCGGCGCGCCCACCCAGAACUGGAAGAAGACUGGAGUUUGCACCGUUCACUGGAAGAAGUCCGACAUCGAGGCCCAGCUGACGCAGAACGCCCGGCUUGCUUUCAACUGGCUGCGGACCCAUAACCCCACUUACGCAGCUUUUCUGCGGCGGCGGCGCUUUCUCCUAGCAACCCCCACGGAGGCACGAGCAGACAACUGGCACGUGCUCCGCACGGCGGAGCUUUUGCUGCGGACCCCUGGGGUGGAGGUGGCUGCGCGCCCUUGGCUCUACCCAACCGCCGCCCACGCGGACACCGACUUGAAGAUGCGCCUUCGGCAGCUGGGCCAGAUAGGAGAGCAGCAAAAGCCCAGCUUAAAAGCUAGUUGGCAGCGCGAGCAGGACAAGUUGCGCGACGUCUGCCGGCAACAGGGGCUCCCCAACUUGUACUUGACAAUUUCUCCCGCGGAGUGGAAAUUUCCUCACCAUGAAGGAGUCCUUGGCUGGCGAAAAGUGUCCAACUCCCUGAGCGGCGGGCAAGCGACCAUGACUUUGCACAUGCGCCACGUCAUCGAGGAGCUGUUGUCCACCAACCUCUUGCAGAAGGGAGGGCCUUUCCAGGAAUCCGGCAGCGGCUUCAAAAACGCCGCCUUCCAAGAGCGUUAUGCUUUGGGCGUUGAGGAAGUAUACGAGUACGAGAUUCGAUGGGAAUUCCAAGGACGGGGGACGCUGCACGCGCACAUUCUGGCUUGGGCCAAGUUUCGAGAUGGUGUGGACUUGCGCUCGCUCACUGGCAGAAGCAAGCAACCAGGGUCCCAGUCAGCCCUGCUCCAGCACUUGGAGUCAACUUUCAACGCAUCUGUGGAUGUCCAAUGCGGCGACGGCCACACAGCCCUUCUUUUGUAUGUGGCCGGCUACGUCACCAAAGCUUCAGACUCCUUAACUUUCAAGCUCAAGGACUACCGGCAAGUGGACGACACCAACUGGCGGCAGACUUACCGCCUCCUCUACAAGAAAGCGCCGCUGCUCCCAGAGAUGACGUUGGAGUUUGCGUGUCUUCCUCUGCUGGAGUGUUCCUUCCGCAGCGACACAAUCUAUGCUCCGGCGCCACGAACGGCAGACACGGCAGGUGCAGUUGAUCAGCCCGCGCCAAACAACAGCCGAGCCCUCUACGAAGCCUACUUGAAGCACCAGCAGAGCCUCCCCAACCUUCUGAGAUCUUCCACAAAAGGCGCAGCGGAGUCCUUCUUGUCCUGGGCUCGCAAGUUCACUGUCGUCAAGACAAGGGCGGCUGACGGCAGCGCCCAGUUCGCAGCCAAGGCUCGCGGCGGGCGCGGGAGAGGCAGCAACAAGCAGCUGUGCAGCCUUGGCGUCCGGUUUCCUUACGAGAUGCUGGGCGCCAAGUACCUGCAAGCCGCCCUGAACCACCCCCGCUACAAGGGCGACGUUUGCAAGCUUGCCGAGGAAAUUGAUGCUGACUUGAAGCUUCGGGGCAAGGGCCUGAACCAGAGAGUUACAGUCAAACGCCGCCUGCAAGCUUUAGCUUUGCUCCUCGACAAUACCGGUGCCCGCGGACUGCAGAUCCCUGCCAGCGCCUGGGAUGCUCGACGAGCGGAGGGCUUCCCAGCCCGCGCCUGGUCCCCCAAGCAAACCGAGAUGCUUGAGGCGGAAGCGCACAGCCGGAUGCUCCUGGUCACAGGCCGGGGAGAGCCGGGCUCCGGCAAAACCGAAGCGGUGAUUGGCUGCGCACUGGAGGCUGCAGGCAAGGGCGAGAGGGUGCUCAUCGCGUGCCCCAUCGGUGCCCUCGUGGACACCUGCCGCCAGAAGCUGCCUCCCAACGACCACAUUGUGAUAGAGACAGUCCACGCGUCUCGAAUCACCCGCAAGGCUGAUGAGGUGCCUCCCGGCCGCCUCCGCCACUUUGACUUGAUCAUUUACGAUGAAAUCAGUCAAAUAGAAGGCGCUGUUUGGGAACAAGUCCGCACUUCCCUGGUUGAGCUAAAUCCACAUCCGUUUGUGUGCUUUGUGGGGGAUUUCCAACAGCUGCAGCCAACCACUGGCGACGUCUCCAUGCAGAGCACGCUGACGGCGAUGUCUGAGGCCGGAACACUGCGGCACAUCCAGCUGCAGCAGCACGAGUUUGCCAGGAGCACCGACCCCCAGCUCCUGGAUUUCUUGCGUGUUGUCAGAGCGCAGCAGCCAAGCCGAGACUCGCUACAAAGUUUUUUCGGGGCGCGCAGACUGGCUCCCAACAACUCCAAACUGCGGCCAGAGUCCGCUGUUGAGGUGGUCAAGGCGUCCAUGGCCUUCGAGGAGCGCACGGAGAAGACGUUUACCUUUCUCACAGUCACCAACAAGGCAGCUCUAAAGCUCAACCACACGCGCUGCCUACUACAGUUUGGAGCUCGCCCAGAAGUUCAGUCCCCAGAGUACCACGCCAUGCCUGGCGACCCCGACUACGGCGGGCGCGUGCUGGUGCUGCCAGGCCUCCGGAUCUGCUUGACCAGGAACAUUGACAAGGACCGCGGGUUUGUCAACGGUGCUUUGGCUGAGGUCGAGCACGUCUUGGCCAAGAACGUCUUUGUGGCAAAGACCCCAAAAGGUGUGCGCUUGUUGGUUCACCCCGUUCGGCAAGAUGGCCACUACUUCAUGCCCUUCACCUAUGGCUACGCCAUGACAAUGCGCAGGGCUCAGGGAUCCACCUUGGAGGGGGUGGGCCUGUGGUUUGACCACAAGUACCCGCCUGAGAGGGGCUACGGGUAUGUGGGCGCAUCCCGUGUCAGGCAAGCGGAGGACUUGUACUUGGUUGGAAAAGUGCGACAGACUGACUGGCUGCCUGUUGGGGUGGAGAUGGAGGGGGAAAGACUGCGGUGUGGGGCCGAGAGUGAGGACACGCCCUCGGCCUCCUCAAGCGCAGCAGGCAGCGAAGAUCAGGGAGAGACUGGGAGUUCCAAUGAGGAAGACUUAGGGGCGGAGAGCGAGACACCUCCAGACAGCCCAAGCGAGGAUCAAGGCGAUUCCAACAAUAGCUCGGCUGCCGAAGACCAAGCGAGCUCUGCGUGA